CUCAAUCAAAACUACACUAUAUAUAUCCAUGGAUCAGCUCAGUGAGAGCUUGAAAAAACCCUAAUCUCCAUCGCCGUCUGAGCGGUAACCUCAAAGGAGCAGCAGCCAUGGCGAGAAUAAAGGUUCAUGAGUUGAGGAACAAGUCGAAGACAGACCUUUUGGCUCAGUUGAAGGAUCUGAAGGCGGAGCUUGCUCUUCUCCGUGUUGCAAAGGUCACCGGUGGUGCUCCUAACAAGCUAUCCAAAAUCAAGGUGGUAAGGUUGUCAAUUGCACAGGUUUUGACUGUCAUCUCACAGAAGCAAAAGUCAGCUCUUAGGGAAGUUUACAAGAACAAGAAGUACUUGCCUCUUGAUCUUCGCCCCAAGAAAACCAGAGCAAUCCGUAAACGUUUGACUAAGCACCAGUCAUCCUUGAAGACAGAGAGAGAGAAGAAGAAGGAAAUGUACUUCCCCAUUAGGAAAUAUGCUAUCAAAGUGUAGGGAUAGGAUCUACUUUGGCUGAGAUUUUUGUUUUGGAUCAAAAUUAUUUGUUGAACUUAUCAGCAAUACAAGUUUUGUUUUGCUUUGUUUCGUCUGUGACAUUUGAUACAUGUUCAAUGUGUUGGGAAUAUGACUCUUAUGUUGAAUGUCUUAUUUGUUGUUAGUAAUUUCUAUGCUUACCGUGUACCAAAACUGUUAAACUUUUUGUCGUC
Molecule: messenger RNA, 691 nt
Organism: Solanum pennellii
Lineage: Eukaryota; Viridiplantae; Streptophyta; Magnoliopsida; Solanales; Solanaceae
Product: 60S ribosomal protein L35-like
Exons: 4
Coding region: 108-479 (123 amino acids)
Biological process (GO): translation; maturation of LSU-rRNA from tricistronic rRNA transcript (SSU-rRNA, 5.8S rRNA, LSU-rRNA)
Cellular component (GO): ribosome; cytosolic large ribosomal subunit
Molecular function (GO): mRNA binding; structural constituent of ribosome
Source: RefSeq, a predicted model, not a curated record